AUGACCUCAAAAUCGGUUUCUGAGAAGCAAAGCAUGCCGACAGGCACAGGAGGGGAGGAUCAAACACAGACCGGAUAUGCUCAAGAGGUUAAGCGAAACUUUUCACCCACAGCAAUCCUGGCAACAUGUGUAUCAUUGAUGGCAACCUGGGAAGCUCUGUGCAGUCACCCUACAGCAGGAGGCCAGUAUCACUUUGUCGCCUAUUUAAGCCCCGGGAGGAGAGGACCGGUCAACAGCUGGUUUGCAGGAUAUAUCACUACUCUAGGAUGGGUCGCGUUAGCCGGCAGCGCACCGUUCCUCGCCGGGACCCAAAUACAGGGCCUUCUCAUACUCAACUACCCCGACUCGUAUACUUCCGAGAGGUGGCAUGGGACUCUGCUCUACUGGGCUAUCUUAUUGGGAUCUGCGCUAGUAUGCAUUUUCUGCAGUAACAUUCUUCCGCUGCUGGAGAAGAUUACCAUGACGUUGCACGUCGGCUUCUAUCUGGUCAUCCUCAUCGUAAUGGCUGUGGUGUCGCCGACAAAGCACUCGGCUUCCUUCGUAUUCGCGACAUUCGAGAAUAAUUCGGGUUGGUCAAACGACGGUAUAGCAUGGUGUAUAGGCCUCUUGAGCUGCUGCUACGUUUUGGCGGGAUACGAUGGGGCCACCCAUCUCAGCGAAGAGAUGGAGAACGCGCAGGUCGGCGUGCCUCGAGCAAUGGUUGGCUGUGUGAUCAUUAACGGUGCUCUCGGCUUCACAUUCUUGAUCACGCUGUUGUUCUGCAUGGGCGACAUUGAAUCGGCACUCAACUCGACAACCGGGUUUCCCAUCAUCCAGAUUUUUUACAACAUCACUGGAUCUCUGGCGGCAGCCAAUGCACUUACGGCUGCGGUGACGAUCAUGGCCAUCGUAUCGACUAUUCCACUGAUAACUUCUGCUGCGCGUGUAAUGUGGGCUUUUGCAAGAGAUCAAGGACUCCCAUUCUCCCGAGUCCUGUCCAAGGUCGAGCGGAAACGCGGGAUCCCCACUAGUGCCAUUGUCGUCACAACCUGUCUACUCGUUCUCCUUGGACUCAUCAACAUCGGCUCCACAACGGCCUUCAAUGCCGUCCUCUCUCUCGCAGUUGUAAGCCUUCAAGCUUCAUAUCUAUUCCCGAUCAUCCUCGUGCUGUGGUGUAGAAUCUUCUGUCCGGAGACUCUGAUAUAG
Molecule: messenger RNA, 1185 nt
Organism: Colletotrichum tamarilloi
Lineage: Eukaryota; Fungi; Ascomycota; Sordariomycetes; Glomerellales; Glomerellaceae
Exons: 5
Coding region: 1-1185 (394 amino acids)
Biological process (GO): transmembrane transport
Cellular component (GO): membrane
Molecular function (GO): transmembrane transporter activity
Source: RefSeq, a predicted model, not a curated record